Pieris rapae (cabbage white) is the source of this 2023-nucleotide messenger RNA. RefSeq names its product NADPH oxidase 4. The transcript is spliced from 12 exons. Gene Ontology annotation, molecular function: superoxide-generating NAD(P)H oxidase activity. The coding region runs from base 130 to 1977 and encodes 615 amino acids. Gene Ontology annotation, cellular component: NADPH oxidase complex; plasma membrane. Lineage: Eukaryota; Metazoa; Arthropoda; Insecta; Lepidoptera; Pieridae. Gene Ontology annotation, biological process: defense response; superoxide anion generation. The record is from RefSeq and is a predicted model, not a curated record.
ACGCCGGCCUCCAUAGCAACACCGCGACUGUGUUCGCGCCAAAACAUGUGUGACAUAUAAAAUAGGCGCGAAUAGUAUCAAAUUAAAUGACACAUAAACAUUUAAAUCGUGCGUUUAAAUUUAUGUGAAAUGGCACGUUUUAUCAAUAUCGGUUGUGUUUAUUUAAAACAGCGGUUCUUUUUGAUAUCAUGGAUCUCAUUAGUUAUUUAUCUUUUUUACAACACUUUUAUUUAUUAUUACAACAGUCGACAAUUUUACUACUUAAGACAAAUAUUGGGGGUCGGCUUAUGCUUGUCCCGGGGUACGGCAACAGUUCUAAAUGUUUGUUGCGCAAUUAUUUUACUGCCUCUAUGUAAAAAGUUGAAUCAGAAAUUAUAUCGCCUCUUUUCCAAACUAUGCCCGGGACUAUUUUUCCUUUGGUUGGAGAAGGCGAAGAGUUUUCACAUGACAGUUGGCAUUACGUUGGUACUCUUUGGCGUGACACACUCCGUAUCACAUUUUGUUAAUCUGUGGAAUUUUUCACGCAACUUCGACGAGGAGCGGAUCGAAAUUAAUUUAGCUAGAUACAAGAAUGAGAAUCCCUUAAAUCUCUUGAUGAGUCUGCCAGGCGUGUCUGGGUUGUCGAUGUUACUUAUAAUCAUAAGUAUGGGAGUGACGUCAACACGGGUGGUGCGCAGGAGAUUGUACAACGCGUUCUGGUAUACCCACCAUUUAUACCUUCCAUUUAUGGCUCUACUGAUGAUACAUCCGAUAAGUGGAGUGCUGAAAGAAGAGAUUCUAGACUCUAGUAUUAACACUAGUCAAAUGUAUGAGAAUAAUGAAACAGUAUUAUAUUAUGUUCCUAAAUUUCGUGCUAUCAAACCAAAGACUUGGCUGUGGAUGGCUUUGCCACUAACGUGUUAUUUUUUGGACUUAUUUUGGAGGAUUUUCACAAGAAAUUUGUCAAAAGUGGAUAUAGUCAAAGUACGACACAUGCCCGGCAGAACCAUAAGCUUAUCGCUUCGAUGUUACGAGAACUUCUCCUGUCGUAUGGGGCAAUACGUUCUGGUACAAUGCGCAGAUGUCUCUAUGAUUGAGUGGCACCCAUUCACCGUUGUCAAGAUUCCGAGCACCGAUAAAGUGUUUGAACUAUGGAUCAAGGUGAAGGGGGAUUGGACGGAAGCCUUAGAAAAGGUGCUGUUGGAGCAAGAACACGACAAAAUUAGUGUGCUUAUAGACGGACCCUUUUCAAGUCCAAUGGAAGGAGUGUGUAAGAGCGAGAUAGCCAUAUGUGUCGCGGCUGGUGUUGGCAUCACCCCAUUUGUUGCUAUGUUGGAUAAUCUGUGCAGUAAUCCACGAAGUCGUAAUCCAGGAAGAAUUCAUUUAAUAUGGAUAGUCCGAACUGAACAAGAAAUUCACAAACUCCUAGAACUUGCAAAUAAAUGUAUCAGCGAGCUGAGAAACGCAAAUCGUCCAGAUAGACUCCACUUAGAAUUAUACGUUACACAUUCUAAAACAAUUGCAACGCAUACAAUACAAAUAAACAAAAAAGGAGACUUAACCCACGUUUUGAAAAGAGAUAAGUUGAGUGAAGAAGAGAAAUCCCUUCUCACUCCAAAAUAUAAAAGACACACGCUUAUAGAUGUGAAAGUUCAUAAGGAUUUUGUUAAGAAACCUAAAGAUGAAGAUGCUCUUUUGACUCCGAAAGUUAAAAAGAAUAAAAUUGAUAUUAAAAUGAGUAAUGGAGAAAUUAAUAUCAAAAUUGACGGAAAGUGUGACUUGAUUAAGAAUUAUCCUCUCGUUGCCUGUAGGAUUAGACGGGGGAGGCCUUAUUGGGAUCGAGUUUUUGGAUAUUGGGUACAUUUGUAUCCAGGACACCAUAUCAACCUUUUCUGCUGUGGACCAAAGAAUUUAGUUAACUUACUAAGAAAUAAAUGUAAGAACACUUCCUUGAACACGAAGACAAAGCUUACAUUUAUUCAUGAAGCUUUUUCUUAAUUCCUGCUUCUGUAUUGACUGAUUUAGAAUAAAUACUAUUUCUUUA